AUGGCUGAAGCAGUAGACAGAAUACUAAUCGUUGAUAGUCCAAUUAUUCAGGAUACAUCAAUUCAAAAGGAAAAUUUGAUUAGUAUUUUUCCUUCAUCUGGAUCUUCUUUGAAUCAGCAUGGUGAAAUAAACUUUAUCAUCGAAACUUGUGAUCAAUAUCUAUUACUUCAUAAAUCUUAUAUUUAUUUAGAAACUUCCUUGAGUAAAAGUGAUGCCGCAGGAUCACCACUUGCAGAUACAGAUGAAGUAUCAUUAACAAACAAUGGACCUAUGUUCUUAUUUGAUAGAGCAACUUACUCAAUGGAUGGUAUGCAAGUUGAAAAUAUCAUUGAUCCUGGAAGAGCAACACUAUUAAAAGGCCUCCUUACUUAUUCUUCAACAAUGAAUAAACAAAAUACUUUUGGUUGGAUCCUUGAGACAAAGGAUAUCAUGACUUAUAAAAUAAAUAAAUAUACAAAAAAUAGAAAAGGUAACCUUACUACUGCUAAGAUGACUAUUAAUAAACUUCAAUGGAUAAUUCCUAAAAUUAUGCCUAGUCUUGAGAUGCAAAACAAACUUCUAAACCUUUUUGAAAGUAAUAAAUUAGUUGUAAUGCCUUUUAUAUCUCGUCAAUUUGAAAGUUAUAACAUACCAAAUGGUAAUAGAGAAUUUACUUGGAAACUAGGAACUAAAUAUGAUAAAAUAAAAUACCUUGUCAUAGCAUUUCAAACUGCUAGGGACAAUAAUUAUCUGAAUGCUGCAAAGUUCGAUAACUGUGGGCUUGAAGAAAUCUACGUUGAACUCAAUAGUGAAAGAUAUCCAUAUGAAUGCUUAAAAUUCGAUUUUGAUAAAUUUAAUGCAGUUCAGCAAUACAAUUUUGCUAAAGAAUUUAGGAAUAGUUAUUAUGAAAGUAUCAAGGAUUACAUAUUUAUGGAAGAAGAUGUGUAUUAUUAUUAUUAUCCGCUUCUAGUAUUUGAUGUAUCAAAACAGAAUGAUAGAAUUAUUGCAUCUCGACCAGAUGUUACAAUAAAAGCCAGCUUCGCUAAAAACAUUGCUCAAAGUACUAAAUGUUACUGUCUGAUUCUUUCAGAAAAUGUUGUUGAAAUCAAGGAUAAUAGAGUUAAGGUUGUCAGUAUUUGA
Messenger RNA from Caenorhabditis angaria, 1119 nucleotides. NCBI's taxonomy places the organism in Eukaryota, Metazoa, Nematoda, Chromadorea, Rhabditida, Rhabditidae. The record is from the annotation of a GenBank genome assembly.